UUUUUUUACCCAUUAACAUCAAUGUAGAUUAUGCACAUUUGUUUUUUCUUUUAUUAUUCAUUAUUCAAUAUGGCUUGGAUGUGUUCAGCUAAAACAAAUGAAGCACUCAUUAAAAACUUGCAUCAAGCAAACAUAUUAAAAAAUGAAAGAGUCAUUCAAGCAAUGAAAACCAUUGACAGAAAGGAUUAUUGUCCAAGAUAUGCAUAUGAUGAUAGUCCACAAUCUAUUGGUUAUGGUGCAACAAUAUCUGCCCCACAUAUGCAUGGUUAUGCUUUAGAAUAUUUGGAACCUUAUCUUAAACCAGGAAUGAAAGCUUUGGAUAUCGGUUCUGGAUCUGGCUAUUUAUCUGCCUGUAUGAUGCAAAUGGUUGAAUCCAAUGAUGGCAAAGUUAUCGGAAUUGAACAUAUAAAAGAGUUGGUAGAUUCUUCUAUAAGAAAUGUACAAAAGAGCCAUCCAGAAUGGAUUCAUAAUGAACAGUUGAAAUUCAUUGAAGGUGAUGGAAGGCUUGGAUAUGAGCCAGAAGGACCUUAUGAUUGCAUUCAUGUAGGAGCAGCAGCACCUUCGACACCCGAGAAUUUAUUAAAACAAUUGAAAUCACCUGGAAGAUUAUUUAUACCUGUUGGAACCGACACACAAUGGGUUAUGAUAUAUGAUAAAGAUGAUAAAGGAAAUAUACAUGAAAAGAAAUGGAUUGGAGUACAAUAUGUACCUUUGACAGAUGUAAAAUAUCAAAAGACUACAUUGUAUGGAUAAUAAACUGGUAGUUGCUACUGUUGCUCAUCAUCGAAUAUUGAACCCAGUUUUUCUAUUUUUUUUCUUUUCUUUUCUUUUCUUUUCUUUUUUUUUUUUUUUUUUUUUUUUUU
Messenger RNA from Cokeromyces recurvatus, 863 nucleotides. RefSeq names its product protein-L-isoaspartate O-methyltransferase. NCBI's taxonomy places the organism in Eukaryota, Fungi, Mucoromycota, Mucoromycetes, Mucorales, Mucoraceae. Gene Ontology annotation, molecular function: protein-L-isoaspartate (D-aspartate) O-methyltransferase activity. Gene Ontology annotation, cellular component: cytoplasm. Gene Ontology annotation, biological process: protein modification process. The record is from RefSeq and is a predicted model, not a curated record. The transcript has 9 exons. The coding region runs from base 31 to 753 and encodes 240 amino acids.